This is a messenger RNA of Arachis duranensis, 1153 nucleotides long. RefSeq names its product receptor-like protein EIX2. The record is from RefSeq and is a predicted model, not a curated record. Bases 215 to 823 code for a protein of 202 amino acids. Gene Ontology annotation, molecular function: protein binding. The transcript is spliced from 2 exons. NCBI's taxonomy places the organism in Eukaryota, Viridiplantae, Streptophyta, Magnoliopsida, Fabales, Fabaceae.
GAAAAUCACUUCUCUGGAAAUCUUUCUAUGCAUCUCUGUUACUUGGAGCACAUCAAAUGGAAUUCCAACGUGCAUCAAGAAUUUCACUGCAAUAUCCAAAAGGAGGAUUAACAUAACUGAAACCAGAAGUCGUAUAUAUACGUAUAGUAUUAGUUAUUAUUAUGGAUUUGGAAAUGGACUUACUCUUGGUCAGUACAUUGUUAACAUAACUUUAAUGUGGAAAGGUGUGGAAAACUGGUUCAAGGAUCCAGAGUUUAGUCUUAAGGCCAUUGAUCUCUCUGGUAAUCAUUUAACCGGUGAAAUCCCAAAAGAGAUUGGAUAUUUGGUCGGAUUAAAUGAACUGAAUUUAUCAAGAAACAAUCUAAAAGGAGAGAUUCCUUCACAAAUUGGAAAUCUAACUUCUCUGGAUUCCCUUGACCUAUCAAUAAAUGAUUUGUGUGGUAGAAUUCCUUCAAAUUUGUCCCAAAUUGAUGGGAUUGGUGUGUUAGACUUGUCAUACAACAAUCUUUCUGGAAGAAUCCCAUCAGGAGGACACAUGGAUACCUUUGGAGGCUCUUUCUUUGAAGGAAAUCCUAAUCUGUGUGGUGAGCAACUCAACAAAACUUGUCCAGAAGACAUGACACCAACAAAGCCACAUGAUGAUGCAGAUGACAAUUCAGAUUUUUAUGAAGCAUUAUACAUGAGCUUGGGUUUUGGAUUUUUCAUUGGCUUUUGGGGCCUUUUAGGCCCAUUAUUGUUUUGGAGGUCUUGGAGAAUUGCUUAUCUCAGAUUCUUGAACCAAGUAGCAGACUACAUAUUUAAUGGUGGCAUUGAAUAUGCGUAGGUUCCACAAUUGACUUGAAGAUUAGCAGAUGCGCUCCUCACUUCUAAUCUGGGAUGGAUGCUAGUACCAAGAUGCAUGCAGUGGGUUGGAGUUGUUGGAUUAUAUAUUCAAUAAGAUUUUGAGUUUCUAAAAUCUAUUACUUUUUGUCGUCAAACUUAGUUUAUGGUUAUGGUAUUUUAUAUUUCUAGUAAUCAGAAUAAUGUAAUGUAAUGUAAUCCAGUGAUGUAAGUACCUCUUCAUCGUUGUAAGUUGUUUUCAGAAUAAUCUAUAUAUUACUCUUCAAAUAUCUUUACAUGAUAGAUGAGGUUGUAAUAACUCAAUUUGAAUUUA